Messenger RNA from Cucurbita moschata (crookneck pumpkin), 851 nucleotides. Its product is annotated as V-type proton ATPase 16 kDa proteolipid subunit-like. Gene Ontology annotation, molecular function: proton-transporting ATPase activity, rotational mechanism. Gene Ontology annotation, cellular component: proton-transporting V-type ATPase, V0 domain. The coding region runs from base 137 to 634 and encodes 165 amino acids. The transcript is spliced from 3 exons. The record is from RefSeq and is a predicted model, not a curated record. NCBI's taxonomy places the organism in Eukaryota, Viridiplantae, Streptophyta, Magnoliopsida, Cucurbitales, Cucurbitaceae. Gene Ontology annotation, biological process: proton transmembrane transport.
UCUCCUGUUCGAACAAUCACCGGUGUUGCUAUAUCUUCAUCUAAAGAACACAUAAAGAUUUAAAAAAAAAAAAAAAAAACCUAGAAAAGGUUACCGGAGUCUUGAGAUCGGAAGCUAUAUUGGUUGCUCUGAUCCGAUGGCGUCUACUUUCAGUGGCGAUGAAACUGCUCCUUUCUUCGGCUUCCUCGGGGCCGCUGCAGCUCUUGUAUUCUCAUGCAUGGGUGCUGCUUAUGGGACUGCAAAGAGUGGAGUUGGAGUGGCCUCCAUGGGAGUUAUGAGGCCAGAGCUUGUCAUGAAAUCUAUAGUUCCUGUUGUUAUGGCUGGAGUGUUGGGUAUUUAUGGAUUGAUCAUUGCUGUUAUUAUUAGUACCGGAAUAAACCCGAAAGCGAAAUCUUACUAUUUGUUUGAUGGGUAUGCUCAUCUGUCUUCUGGACUUGCUUGUGGACUUGCUGGUCUCUCUGCUGGAAUGGCCAUUGGGAUUGUUGGUGAUGCUGGUGUUAGGGCCAAUGCACAACAACCCAAGCUCUUUGUUGGAAUGAUUCUCAUCCUCAUCUUCGCUGAAGCUCUCGCCCUCUACGGUCUCAUUGUCGGUAUCAUUCUUUCAUCUCGAGCAGGCCAAUCUCGUGCAGAUUAAAGUACGUAAAGUCGAUCCACCGUCUUUGAAUUUGUGAUUCAAAUGUCUCAAGGAGAUUUUGUUACUGUGUUACUUCUGUUGAUGUCAAACUGAACGUAUUGUAUUGUAUUGAGUUAUGGUAAUGAGCAGGUUUUAUGACAAACCUCCAUGCUCUUCUGGUUGUUUUGUGUGAUAUUCUUUUUAAAUUUAGUCGGUGUGGACAUUACCUUUGGAUGCA